Messenger RNA from Herpailurus yagouaroundi (jaguarundi), 5880 nucleotides. RefSeq names its product nucleoporin 210 like (gene NUP210L). Gene Ontology annotation, cellular component: nuclear pore. The coding region runs from base 213 to 5795 and encodes 1860 amino acids. The record is from RefSeq and is a predicted model, not a curated record. The transcript is spliced from 38 exons. NCBI's taxonomy places the organism in Eukaryota, Metazoa, Chordata, Mammalia, Carnivora, Felidae.
GGUUAGUUUGACCAGGAGUGUUUGCUCAGAGACCGGCUGUGCGCGUGGACGACCUGAGCCUUCUUCUGGUCGCUGGUGCCUGGCAUUUACUGCACUCUGGCCUUGAGGCUGGACACGAGUCUGACUCCUAGUAAAAACGACACAGCUCCCUUGACAAAGUCAGCUGUUUAUGAUAGAGACUGCACAUUUUUUCCGUUUAUAGGCACCGACCAAUGCUACCUGGAAAUUACAGCCCCAAAAAACCCACCAAAACUUUUUUCUGCCAGGAGCCGAACACAAGGCAUUCUACCCAUCAUGACGCAGUAACUGUUGAGCCUUUAUAUGAAAACGGCACCUUAUGUUCCCAAAAAGCUGUGCUCAUUGCUGAAUCUUCCCAACCGAUACGCCUCAGCAGUAUUAUUCUUGCUCGAGAGAUAGUUUUUGGGUUCAUCAUAGUGACUGACCAUGAACUGCGCUGCGAUGUUAAGGUUGAUGUGAUUCAUAGCAUUGAAAUUAUAUCUCGAACCCGGGAGCUCUAUGUAGAUGAUUCACCGCUGGAACUGAUGGUGAGGGCAUUGGAUGAGGAAGGAAAUACUUUUAGUAGUUUGGCAGGGAUGAUGUUUGAGUGGAGCGUUGCCCAGGAUAAAGAAUCAGCAAGAGGAGAAUUGUCUAGCAAAAUUAGGAUUCUGAAAUACUCUGAAGCAGAAUACUCUCCCCCAGUGUAUAUAGCUGAGAUGGAAAAAGAAGAGAAACAAGGAGAUAUGAUUUUGGUGUCUGGGAUCAGAACUGGUGCUGCUGUUGUAAAAGUUCGAAUUUAUGAACCAUUCUACAAGAACGUGGCAGCAGCAUUGAUACGUCUGCUGGUUUUGGAGAAUAUAUUUCUUAUACCAUCCCAUGAUAUUUAUCUCUUAGUAGGAGCAUAUAUUAAAUACCGAGUUGCAAAAAUGGUGCAGGGAAGAAUGACAGAGGUGGAGUUCCCUUUAGAACACUACACACUGGAAAUGCAAGACCACAGAAUUGCAUUUAAUGGGUCUCUUUCCGGGAAGGUGGCAUUACUGGAUGAGAAGACAGCCACAGUGACUGCUGUCCAACUGGGCCAAACUAACCUUGUCUUUGUCCAUAAAAAUGUCCAUAUGAGAUCCGUGUCUGGACUCCCAAAUUGCACCAUAUAUGUUGUAGAGCCUGGAUUUUUAGAUUUCACAGUCCAACCUGGAGACCGGUGGAGUCUAGAGGUGGGACAGGUGUAUGUCAUUACAGUAGAAGUGUUUGAUAAAAGCAGCACGAAGGUCUAUAUUUCAGAUAAUCUCAGGAUUAUGUUCCAGUUCCUACAGGAGUACUUUGAAGAGCGGCUCACUACGGUGAAUGGAUCUUAUCAUGUGGUAAAAGCCCUGAAAAGUGGUGUCGUGCUGAUAAAUGCAUCCCUGACUUCUAUCAUUUACCAGAAUAAAAAUAUUCAGCUUAUAAAAUUUCCAAUUGUACAUCAGCAAGAAGUGAAGAUUUAUUUUCCUAUCAAGCUUACACCCAACUUUCUGGCAUUUCCUCAUCAUCCUAUGGGAAUAUUAUAUCGUUAUAAAGUACAGGUAGAGGGUGGCAGUGGCAACUUCACUUGGACCUCUUCUAAUGAAACAGUGGCUGUGGUGACCACCAAAGGAGUAGUGACUGCAGGCCAGGUCAGGGGGAACAGUACUGUUUUGGCCCGAGAUGUACAAAAUCCCUUUCGAUAUGGAGAAAUUAAGAUAUAUGUCCUGAAACUGAACAAAAUGGAACUGUUACCAUUUCAUGCUGAUGUGGAGAUUGGCCAGAUUAUAGAAAUCCCCAUUGCAAUGUAUCAUGUAAAUAAGGAGACCAAAGAAGUCAUCGUGUUCACAGACUGCUCUCAUUUAUUGUUGCAUCUGAACAUGGAUAAGCAAGGGGUCUUUACUCUUCUCAAGGAAGGUAUUCAAAGACCUGGACCAACGCACUGUUCUAGUACACAUAUAGCAGCCAAAUCUCUAGGCCAUACUCUGGUAACAGUGAGUGUGACUGAGUAUGAAGAGUAUUUGGAGAGCAGUGCCACGUUUGCUGCUUAUGAACCCCUAAAGGCUGUAAACCCUGUGGAAGUGGCGUUGGUGACAUGGCGGUCUGCAAAGGAAAUGGUAUUUGAAGGGGGCCCAUGUCCAUGGAUCUUGGAGCCCUCCCGAUUCUUUUUGGAGUUGAGCAUGGAGAAGACAGAGAAAAUUGAAUUAACACAAGUCCGGCUGCCAGCUAAGCGAAAACAGAACCAGUACAUCUACCGAGUGCUGUGCCUGGAUUUAGGGGAACAAGCUCUGACAUUCCGAAUUGGAAAUCACCCAGGUAUCCUGAACCCUAGUCCAGCUGUGGAGGCUGUGCAGGUACGCUUCAUGUGUGCCCACCCUGCCAGCAUGUCAGUAACCCCAGUGUACAGAGUGCCAGCUGGUGCCCAACCAUGCCCUCUGCCACAGCACAACAAGCAACUGAUUCCUGUGUCAAGCCUGAGGGACACAGUCUUGGAACUGGCAGUGUUUGAUCAGCACAGGAGAAAGUUUGAUAAUUUCAGUUCACUAAUGCUAGAAUGGAAAUCCUCAAAUGAAACACUCGCUUAUUUUGAAGAUUAUAAUUCAGUAGAGAUGGUAGCAAAGGAUGACGGCAGCGGACAGACCCGGCUACAUGGUCAUCAGGUCCUUAAGGUACAUCAGUUAAAAGGGACUGUACUCAUUGGAGUCAAUUUUGUAGGCUAUUCAGAGAAUAAAAGUCCAAAGGAACUUUCCAACUCGCCCAGAUCUGCGGCCGUGGAACUGCUCCUGGUAGAUGAUGUAACUAUACUGCCUGAGAACGCCACCAUCUAUAACCACCCUGAUGUGAAGGAAAUAUUUAGCCUUGUGGAAGGAUCUGGUUAUUUUUUGGUCAACAGCAGUGAGCAGGACAUUGUCACCAUCACUUACAUGGAAGCAGAAAGCUCUGUCCAGUUAGUUCCAGUACAUCCUGGAUUUCUCACCUUGGAGGUCUAUGAUCUGUGCUUAGCUUUCUUGGGUCCAGCAGUGGCCUACCUCAGGGUGUCAGACAUACAGGAGCUGGAGCUUGACCUGAUCGAUAAGGUUGAAAUAGGUAAAACUGUGUUAGUAACUGUGAGGGCUCUCAGCCCUUCCAAACGCCCAUUCCGAAAUAAGUACUUCAGAAACAUGGAGCUUAAACUGCAGUUGGCUUCUGCCAUCGUCACCCUGACGCUCAUGGAGGAGCAGGAUAAAUACUCUGAAAAUUAUAUCCUUCGAGCUGUUGCUAUUGGGCAAACCACACUUGUGGCUGUUGCCAGGGACAAGAUGGGGAGGAAAUUCACAUCAGCCCCUCGCCAGAUUGAGGUGUUUCCUCCAUUCAGACUUGUUCCAGAGAAAAUGACACUGAUUCCAACCAACAUGAUGCAGGUAAUGUCUGAAGGUGGCCCCCAGCCCCAGUCUAUCAUUCACUUCUCCAUCAGCAACCAGACUGUGGCUGUUGUGAAUAGGAGGGGGCAGGUUACAGGGAAGGUAGUUGGCACAGCUGUGGUCCAUGGCACCAUCCAGACAGUAAAUGAAGAUACUGGCAAAGUCAUUGUGUUUUCCCAGGAUGAAGUACACAUUGAGGUGGUUCAGCUACGGGCUGUUAGGAUCCUUGCACCUACCACUCGACUCAUCACAGCGACUGAGAUGCCAGUUUAUGUUCUGGGAGUGACCAGUACACAGACUCCUUUCUCCUUCAGCAAUGCCAACCCCGGACUCACAUUCCAUUGGUCCAUGAGCAAAAGAGAUGUAUUGGAUCUGGUACCCAGGCAUUCGGAGGUUUUCCUACAGCUCCCAGUAGAGAAUAACUUUGCAAUGGUUGUCCACACAAAAGCAGCUGGUCGGACCAGUAUCAAAGUCACUGUCCGCUGUAUGAACAGUUCCUCUGGGCAGCUUGAGGGGGAUUUGUUGGAACUGUCUGAUGAAGUUCAGAUACUGGUGUUUGAAAAACUCCAACUGUUCUUUCCAGAGUGCCAGCCUGAGCGAAUUCUGAUGCCCAUGAAUUCCCAGCUCAGACUGCACACCAACAGAGAAGGGGCCGCCUUUGUGAGUUCCCGUGUUCUCAGGUGCUUCCCUAAUUCAUCUGUCAUCGAGGAGGAUGGUGAAGGGCUUCUGAAAGCCGGUUCCAUUGCAGGCACUGCCGUGUUGGAAGUCACUUCUGUAGAACCUUUUGGAGUCAACCAAACAACCAUAACUGGAGUUCAGGUGGCACCAGUGACAUACCUGCAGAUGAGCAGCCGACCUGUGCUGUACACAGCCCGCGGGAGGACUCUGGCAGCCUUUCCUGUGGGUGUGUCGCUCGCCUUCACUGUCCAGUUUUAUAACAGCAUCGGAGAGAAAUUCCACACACACAACACCCAGCUUCAUCUGGCGCUGAACAGAGAUGAUCUGCUCCUGAUUGGGCCAGGGAGUGGGAACUACACUUACAUGGCUCAGGCUGUGAGCACGGGAGUGACGCUUUUGGGAAUCUGGGACCGGAGGCACCCAGGUGUGGCAGAUUAUGUCCCUGUGGCUGUGGAGCACGCCAUCGAACCAGACACCCAGCACACCUUGGUUGGAGACGUCAUCUGCUUCAGGACUCACCUCCUCAACCAUGACGGUGAACCUGGGAUAUGGAUGAUUUCUGCUGACAACAUUCUGCAGACAGACACUGGCACUGGAGUGGGAGUGGCCAGGAGGCCAGGAGUAGCAACAGUCUUUCAUGACAUCCCAGGAGUGGUGAAAACAUAUCGCGAGGUGGUGGUCAAUGCAUCAUCAAGAUUGACGCUCAGUUAUGACCUCAAGACCUACCUCACCAAUAGCCCCAGUUCAGCAGUGUUUAAGCUUUUCAUCACCACUGGCAGAAAUGGUGCUAAUCUCAAAGGGUCCUGUACCUCCAGUCAGGCCUUGGCCAUUACAACAAUACUUCUUCCUGAGACCCUUGUGGUGUGCCAUGUGCAGUUCAGUAAUACUUUGCUAGACAUUCCAGCAAGCAAAGUCUUCCAUGUCCAUUCAGGUUUCAGCAUGGAAAGAGGUGCUUAUGUCUGCCUGAUCAAGGUCCGACCCCAGUCAGAAGGGCUGCUCCAGGCCCUGAGCGUGGCUGACACCUCAGUCUACGGGUGGGCCACACUGGUCAGUGAACGCAGCAAGAACGGAAUGCAAAGAACCCUCAUUCCUUUCAUCCCAGCCUUUUACGUCAACCAGUCAGAAUUGGUUCUUAGCCACAGACAGGAUGUCGGGGAGAUAAGAGUGCUGGGGGUGGACAGAGUUCUGGAGAAGCUAGAGGUCUUCCCCAGCUCCCCAGUUCUAGUGGUCUCUGGCCACAGGCACUCUUCCCUCACACCUGGCCUGGUGGUCUACCCCGUGAGAGUGGUCAACUUCACCUCCCUCCAGCAGACGUCACCCGUUUUCAUCAACAUUUGCUGUGUGCUCACCAGUCAAAGUGAGGCUGUGGUAGUGAGAGCUCUGAAGGAGAAGUCUGGUGCAGAUCAAUGUGAAGAUUCCAGUGUCCUCCAGAAGUUCCUGGGUUCUCACCAGACCAUCCUCUUUACCCUCUUUGCAGUGCUAGCAUCAACGGCUUUUGUUUUUCUAGGUAAGGACCCCUUACAUUCAGCACCGUGGACUUUUGACUUAAAAAAAAACUGCCUUUAUUUAAUUUCACCAACUAUCGAGAAUAAAAAUCAGCUGCUUAUCAUGUCACUCAUGACAAGCAGUUGCAACUCAUUCAGCCUUCUCAGCGCUAGUCACCUAGCGGAUGGGAGGUCCUGCUCAACUUCCCACCAAGAAGCAGUAAACUGCAUGUGACACACCCGACCCAGAAGUGGAAACCACUGCUGAACCUGGAGAAAACGGCUCGUUUUGCUCAAAUUCUGAGCUAUUCUAGAUGAAA